Molecule: messenger RNA, 2423 nt
Organism: Pelodiscus sinensis (Chinese soft-shelled turtle)
Lineage: Eukaryota; Metazoa; Chordata; Testudines; Trionychidae
Source: RefSeq, a predicted model, not a curated record
GGGCAGGGCAGCGCACCGCGAUGCCCCUUGGUGGGCCAGGUGAAAAGGCCCGGGGGAGGAAGCGGCGAGGCAGCUUGCACGGGAGGAGUUGCCGGGCAGCCUGGGGGGAACACCUUACCUCACGCAGGUGGAACAGCCGGGAGAGUCCCCGGGAGGACUGGAGCAGGGAGGCAGGAACUGGAGGAGACGAUGGAGCGCUGGAGGACUGUACGCUGCAGCUCUCGCCGUCGGGACAAUACUUGGAUCUUGACCUGUCCCUGCUGGAGCAGAAGGAUGAGCUGGAAGGAUUCUACGAGGAGAUCAGCAAAGGGAGGCGACCAACCAUCAUCCUGCGCACGCAGCUCUCGGUCCGUGUCAAUGCCAUCCUCGAGGAAAUUUAUUCAAGUAUGUAUCCAGAACUGCGGUGCCACGUGCACUCUUCUCUGCUGCAGGAGGACAAAGACCUGGUGCCGGAGUUCGUCAACUCGGAGGGGCUGACGUGCCUGAUCAAAGUGGGGGCAGAGGCCGACCAGAACUACCAGCACUACAUCCUGCGAGCGCUGAGUCAGAUCAUGCUGUUCGUGGACGGGAUGCUGGGUGUGAUCGAGCACAACGAGACGGUGCAGUGGUUCUACACGCUCUGCGGGAGCAUGUACCGCCUGGUGGUGAAAACGGCGCUGAAGCUGCUGCUGGUGUUUGUGGAGUACACGGAGGCUAACGCCCAGCUCCUCAUCCAGGCUGUCAACACGGUGGACCAGGCGCAAGGGGCCUGUCCGUGGGCGAACCUGGUGGCGAUCUUAGACGAGCGCAACGGGGCUGACACAGAGCUGCUGGUCUUCGCCAUGAUGCUUAUCAACAAGGUCACUGUGGAGCGGGCUGGCCUGACGGCGUGCCUGGAGCAGCAGGGCAUGGAGGGCAUUGUGCAGCGCCACACGCAGGGCAAAGGCCUGGACCCCGACCUGAAGCAGCAGUUUGCAAUCUACGAAGUGAGUGCUCUGACUUCACCAAACUGCCCCCGUUUGGGGGCAAAGGGGCUGAGGCAGGAGCUCUCCCCGCCCUUGUGCAGCCCUGGGCCGUGCAGUGCCAGAGCCCUGAGCCGGGCCAUUGAGGGAGGCCGGGGCCCGUGGGCAGGUGCGUGCCCUGGACACACUGUCCUCUGGUUCCCCCCAGGGCCCAGCAGCCCCCCGCAGGAGAGCGCAGAUCCCUGCAGCUCCAUCUCCUCGGACGAGGGGCUGACGCGGGACGCGCUGUGCGCCAAGAGCCGCGCGGAGCCGGCCCGGGACCCGGCCUGCCAGCCAGAGCUGCAAGGCCUGGAGAGCACCCGGCCCCGUGGCAAGGCCCCUGCCGGGCAGGUCUCCGUGCGCCCCCAGGCCAGGGUGGAGGCAGAAGCCAGCGCUCCGAGUGGGGAGCGGGCCCUGCUGACCCCCUUUCGGAAGGACGCCGAGUUCCCAUGGGACCGUCUGGAGAGCGGCCCCCUGCUGCUGAAGGUCAAAGACCUGGAUUUCUCCGACCUGGGGGAAGAGGAGGAUUUCGACGCCCUAGAGCAAGGGGCAGGACAGAUCCACGGGAAGGUGGCGAGGGGGGCCUGCCUGCUGAGUCAGCGCCGAUUUUCACAGCAGAUAUCAUGGCGACGUGCCCCCGGCAGGGUUCGGGGCAGCCCGCAUGCCCCACACCUGCCUUUCAGCCCCUUUCCUUCCUUUCAGAAAGCUGCUGACGGGAAGAAGUGCACAGAGGUCCUGGACCCCAAGAGGAGCAACGCCAUCAACAUCGGCCUGACGGUGCUGCCGCCCGCGCACGUCAUCAAGACGGCCAUUCUCAACUUCGACGAGUUCGCCAUUAGCAAGGAAGGGAUCGAGAAAAUCCUCACCAUGGUUCCCACGGAGGAGGAGAAGCAGAAGAUCCAGGAGGCACAGCUGGCCAACCCCGACGUCCCGCUGGGCUCCGCCGAGCAGUUCCUGCUCACCCUGGCCUCCAUUAACGAGCUCACGGCUCGCCGGCCGCUCACGGCAGCUGCACCUUCCCCCACGCAGGAGAUCGCAGAGCCGCUGUUCGACCUGAAACUCGGCAUGGAUCAGCUGGCCCAGAACCAGACCUUCCGCUGCAUCCUGGCUACCCUGCUGGCCAUGGGGAACUUCCUCAACGGCUCCCAGAGCCGGGGCUUUGAGCUGAGCUACCUGGAGAAGGUCUCGGAGGUGAAGGACACCGUGCACCGGCAGUCCCUGCUGCACCACCUCUGCCACGCCGUGGUGGAGAGGUUCCCCCAGAGCAGCGACCUCUACUCGGAGAUCGCGGCCAUCACCCGCUCGGCCAAGGUAAGACCCGGGGCGGCCGGGGGGGUGCCAGUGCAGUCACACCUCAUUACAAACGAGGUUCAGAACACGCUGCAGCCGCCACCUUCGGCCCAGGAACCGAAGAACAGACAGGUGCUUACAGGCUCCAACUAG